Molecule: messenger RNA, 771 nt
Organism: Calidris pugnax (ruff)
Lineage: Eukaryota; Metazoa; Chordata; Aves; Charadriiformes; Scolopacidae
Gene: MRPL18
Product: mitochondrial ribosomal protein L18
Exons: 4
Coding region: 94-645 (183 amino acids)
Biological process (GO): translation
Cellular component (GO): ribosome; mitochondrion
Molecular function (GO): structural constituent of ribosome; 5S rRNA binding
Source: RefSeq, a predicted model, not a curated record
GCUUCCGGCCUUGCCAACAUGGCGGCGCCCAGGUGCCCCUGAGCGGCGGGGAGGUGACAGCCGCCCGGGGCCGUGGCGGGUCAUCGGCUCCCCAUGGCGCUGAGCGGCCGCAGCUGCCUGCUGCUGGCGGCCGGCAGGCUCCAGGCGUGUGGAGCGGGUCUUCGUUUUGCAUCAACUAAAGCCAGUCUCAAAACUGAGACUGAAGUGGACACAAAUGAAAAUGAGAUUGUUGCUCCAGACUUCACUAACAGGAAUCCUCGGAACCUGGAGCAGUUGGCUCUGGCUAGGAAGGAGCGUGGCUGGAAAACAACGUGGCCAAAGCGUGAAUUCUGGCAUAGAUUACGGCUUGAGCGGACACAGCAUUAUGUAGAAGCCUUCGUUGAGCGCUGUAAUGGGGAUGUUGUGGUAUCUGCCUCUACCCGAGAGUGGGCCAUAAAGAGGCACCUGUACAGUCCCAAGGGAGUCUCGGCUUGCAAAAACCUCGGCCGCGUAAUGGCACAGCGCUGUUUGGAAGCAGGAAUCAACUUUGUGAACUUUAAAGCUGUCAUACCCUGGGAAUAUCGUUGUGACUCGAUCCAGGAAUUUCAAAAAGCAAUGGAGGAGGGCGGUGUUGUUCUGCGUGAGCCACGAAGAAUCUAUCAGUGAAAUGGAGACCGUUGGGAAAACUUCCCAGGGAACAACGGUGGCUUCUUUAGGGGUGCAUACAGGCACAGUGAAGGUUGGAAAAAGUUGGAAUAUGGCAUCUUGUAAUAAAAUGUUUUUAAAUGCGUG